AUGGAAAGAAAAACAUUGUCAUUUGUUUUAAUGUGUGUGGUGAUUGGGAUGCUUGCAGGGCAAGGCAAUGCAUGGUUUAAGGAUUUUAAAAAUUGUUUAAAAGAUUGUCUUGUUCAAUGUGCUAUUCCUCCAUGGACUCCAAUUUGCCCUGCUAGUUGCAUUACUAAAUGCAUUAUUCAUCCUUCUUCAGCUUAUUCCUCUACUCAUGCUACUCAUCAGUUUUGUACUGCUGGUUGUGCUACAACCUUGUGCUCGAAGCUCAUCACCGAAAAUAACCCGAAUUUGGAUCAAGUGGAAAGCUGUGUGAAUGGUUGCUCAGGGACAUGUAAGAACAAUUAUGUGCCAGCAAAUUGAUGGGAAAAAACUUAAAUCAUCUGGUGGGUCAGGAUUGAUGCUAAUGAAGAUUAAUUUCUGUAUCAACACAUUAUGUCCAAAAUUAGGACUAAAUUAUAAAUAAAUACAGAAUUUAA
Mercurialis annua (annual mercury) is the source of this 470-nucleotide messenger RNA. RefSeq names its product thionin-like protein 2. The coding region runs from base 1 to 354 and encodes 117 amino acids. The transcript has 2 exons. The record is from RefSeq and is a predicted model, not a curated record. NCBI's taxonomy places the organism in Eukaryota, Viridiplantae, Streptophyta, Magnoliopsida, Malpighiales, Euphorbiaceae.